Messenger RNA from Myzus persicae (green peach aphid), 5199 nucleotides. RefSeq names its product sodium leak channel non-selective protein (gene na). Gene Ontology annotation, molecular function: monoatomic cation channel activity. Lineage: Eukaryota; Metazoa; Arthropoda; Insecta; Hemiptera; Aphididae. The coding region runs from base 1 to 5199 and encodes 1732 amino acids. Gene Ontology annotation, cellular component: membrane. The record is from RefSeq and is a predicted model, not a curated record. Gene Ontology annotation, biological process: monoatomic ion transport; transmembrane transport. The transcript has 28 exons.
AUGUUGGGCCGUAAACAAAGCAUUCGGGCGGAUAUAAUGGCUCCUGACUAUGUUCAGGAUGAAUCUCUAAAUGAGAACGCUGAAAUCGAUUGGGUGAAUAAGCUUUGGGUCCGACGUUUGAUGCGCUUUUGUGCGCUUCUGAGCUUACUCUGCGUCAGUCUCAACACUCCAAAAACUUUUAAGGCUUUUCCAUUUCUACAGUAUGCGACGUUCAUAUGCGAUUUUGCUGUCACCGGCCUGUACACUGCCGAAAUGAUAGCAAAAAUGCACAUUCGAGGGAUAUUAAAGGGAGAAUCACCUUAUAUGAAAGAUCACUGGUGUCAAUUUGAUGGCACUAUGGCAUUUUUCCUUUGGGUGUCUGUAAUUUUACAAAUUUUUGAAAUUGUGGAAUUUUUACCAGAAUUUAGUUACUUAUCAAUACUACGAGCACCAAGGCCUUUCAUAAUGAUUCGAUUUAUACGUGUCUUCCUAAAAUUCUCAAUGCCAAAAUCUAGGAUAAAUCAAAUUUUCAAGCGUUCAAGUCAGCAAAUCUACAAUGUAACACUGUUCUUCCUGUUUUUUAUGUCUUUGUAUGGUGUACUCGGUGUUCAACUUUUUGGGGAAAUGAAAAACCAUUGUGUUCUUAAUACAACAGAUCCAACGCGUGUUACUCUUAAUAAUUUAGCCAUACCAGACUCAUUCUGUUCUAAGGAACCAGGUGCUGGAUAUCAGUGUCCUGAAGGUAUGAAAUGUAUGAAAUUAGAGCUGUCAAGGUACAUAACUGGGUUCAGUGGAUUCGAUGAGUUUGCAACAAGUAUUUUCACUGUCUAUCAAGCUGCAUCUCAAGAGGGUUGGGUGUACAUAAUGUUCCGAACAUUUGAUAGUCUUCCAGCCUGGAGAGCAAUUUUUUACUUUUCUACAUUAAUAUUCUUCUUAGCAUGGUUAGUUAAGAAUGUGUUUAUUGCAGUAAUUACAGAAACAUUUAAUGAAAUGCGUGUGCAAUUUCAACAAUUGUGGGGAAGUAGAAGACAUGUUGGAAACAAAACUUCCACUGAAAUUUUAGUUAGUGAUGAAAAUGGUUGGAGAUUAGUUACUCCUGAACAGAAUAAACAUCGAACUUUAGCAUCACCAUUAGGACAUAAAAUUCUUAACUCUGCUUGGUUUAGAUUACUUGUCAUGUGCAUUAUACUAAGUAAUGGAAUUGCUAUGGCGACAAUGAAUUUUAAACAUGAUGGACGGAAAAGAGAAGAAUUCUAUGAACAAUACUAUUAUAUUGAAGUUGUUUAUACAAUAAUAUUUAACUUUGAAACAUUAUUUAAAAUGGUUUUACUUGGAUUUAAAGAAUAUUUCAAACACUCAUACCAUAAGUUUGAGCUAAUGCUAGCUGUUGGGACUACAUUACAUAUUUUCCCACAGUUUUAUUUAUCCGGAUUAACUUAUUUUCAGGUUUUAAGAAUUGUUCGAUUGAUAAAAGCUUCACCUAUGUUAGAAGAUUUUGUGUACAAGAUAUUUGGACCUGGAAAGAAGCUGGGUAGCCUUAUCAUAUUUACUUUAUGUUUAUUAGUAAUUUCAUCUGGGAUUUCCAUGCAACUAUUUUGUUUUUUAUGUGAUUUUCCAAAGUUUGAAACCUUUCCAGAAGCCUUCAUGUCCAUGUUUCAAAUUCUUACUCAAGAAGCUUGGGUUGAUGUCAUGGAUGAAACAAUGUUAAGGACUCGUAAGACAUUAGUUCCAUUAGUUGCUGUCUACUUUAUUCUCUAUCACUUGUUUGUCACACUUAUUGUGUUAAGUCUUUUUGUAGCGGUGAUUUUGGAUAACCUUGAACUAGAUGAAGAAUUAAAAAAAUUAAAACAGUUACGUUUUCGUGAACAAAGUGCUGAAAUCAAAGAAACACUGCCAUUUAGACUAAGAAUUUUUGAAAAAUUUCCUGACCGUCCCAAAAUGACGUCUAUACAUAAGCAACCAUCUGAUUUUAAUUUGCCUAAAGUUCGUGAAAGUUUUAUGAGACAGUUUGUUUUAGAUAAAAGUGAUGAAGAAACUUCUACAGAUAAUUUAAAUAAAACAAAUGAAGUAGUCAAACCUCCCUUGAUCACUCGUAAACAGCAUCCAAUGCGGUUAUUAUCUAAUCUACCAAAAGUGCGAACAGUAACACCAGAAAUUCGUAAAUCAAUUAUAUCAAACAUAAUUAAUGAUUCUAAUAACCAACGUUUACUUUUGGGAGAUUCAACAUUUUUACCUCCAAAUUCUGGUAAUAAAGGUGGUUUACAUGCUCAAGGCACUGUUAAUAAUAUGCAACAUACACGCAUGGAUCACAAAAAAUCUAUGAGACAUAGUAUUCGUCGUGGAUCAAUGAAACUCAAACAGACAUAUGAACACCUCAUGGAAAAUGGAGAUAUAGGUGGCAUGAAUCGUUUAGCUACAGCUACACGAGCUAGGCCCCAUGAUCUUGAUAUCAAGUUAUUGCAAGCUAAACGACAGCAAGCAGAAAUGAGGCGCAAUCAACGAGAGGAAGAUUUAAGAGAGAAUCAUCCAUUGUUUGACACCCCUUUAUUUAUUGUUCCGAGAGAAUCAAAAUUUCGUAAAUUAUGUCAAUUAAUUGUAUAUGCUCGAUAUGAUCUGAAACUAAGAGAUCCACUUACGGGAGAAGAGCGCCAGGUUAAAUAUAAAGGGUUUCACAAUUUUUUGGGACUAGUAACUUACUUGGAUUGGUUAAUGAUAUUAGUGACCACAUUAAGUUGUAUAUCAAUGAUGUUUGAAACACCUUUGUAUCGUGUAAUGGAAACUCCAGCUUUGCAAAUAGCUGAAUAUGUAUUUGUUUGCUUCAUGAGUAUGGAAUUAGCAUUAAAAAUUUUGGCAGAUGGAGUUUUUUUUACACCAAAAGCAUAUAUGAAAGAUGUUGCUGCUAUAUUAGAUAUAUUUGUUUAUGUGACAAGUUUAGUAUUUUUAUGUUGGAUGCCAACCAAUGUAGCUACAAAUUCAUCAGCUCAUUUACUAAUGAUUUGCCGAUGUGUACGCCCACUACGUAUAUUCUCACUAGUCCCACACAUGAGAAAAGUAGUUGAUGAACUUUGUCGUGGAUUUAAAGAAAUUUUACUGGUAUCUGUACUAUUGAUUGUGUUGAUGUUUGUAUUUGCCAGUUAUGGUGUUCAAAUUUUUGGUGGUCGUUUAGCUCGAUGUAAUGAUCCAACUAUUAAAGACCGUGCACUCUGUACUGGAGUUUUUAUGCGUCAAAUUUAUGUAACAAAAAUGAAAAUGCAACCAGGACCAAAUGAAACUUUUCCUGCUAUUUUGGUGCCAAGAGUUUGGGCGAACCCGAGGAGGUUCAAUUUCGAUAAUAUAGGCUACGCAAUGCUGACGCUGUUUGAAGUGUUAUCAUUCAAAGGCUGGCUGGAUGUCCGUGAUAUACUAAUCAGCGCUUUGGGACCAAUUCAUGCAAUUUAUAUUCAUAUAUUUAUAUUCUUGGGAUGUAUGAUUGGACUCACUUUAUUUGUUGGUGUUGUAAUUGCUAACUAUUCUGAAAAUAAAGGAACUGCAUUACUGACUGUAGAUCAAAGACGAUGGUGUGAUUUGAAGAAAAGACUGAAAAUUGCUCAACCUUUACAUUUACCUCCCAGACCUGAUCGUAGAAAGUUCCGAGCAUUUAUAUAUGAUAUUACGCAAAAAAUUCAUUUUAAGAGGUUUUUUGCUGUUAUUGUGUUGAUCAAUAGUUGUUUAUUGUGUGUUUCGUGGCGGGCAGUAGACCAACAUACUGAACCUUUAUCACUGGUUAGUGCAUUUCUAACUUUGAUAUUUGUGGCUGAAGUAAUUAUGAAAAUGAUAGCAUUCACUGCUCGUGGAUAUUGGCAGUCACGUCGGAAUCGAUAUGAUCUUUUAGUCACUGUUCUAGGAGUGAUUUGGAUUAUUACACAUUUUGUAUUCCAUAAUGAAUUAUCUUUCUCAUUUGGCUAUAUAGUAGUCGUAUUACGCUUUUUUACAAUCACAGGCAAACACGCAACACUCAAAAUGCUCAUGUUGACUGUUGGAGUUUCUGUAUGUAAAAGCUUUUUCAUUAUAUUUGGUAUGUUUCUAUUGGUGUUCUCCUAUGCGUUGGCUGGAACUAUUUUAUUCGGUACUGUAAAAUAUGGCGAAGGAAUUGGCAGACUUGCAAAUUUUGGUUCUCCAGUUACUGGAGUAGCUAUGUUAUUUCGCAUUGUUACUGGAGAAGAUUGGAAUAAAAUCAUGCACGACUGUAUGAUAUUACCACCACAAUGUACGCCCGCAGAUAAUUAUUGGCAAACAGACUGUGGAAACUAUGCUGCUGCUUUAAUUUAUUUCUGUUCGUUCUAUGUAAUGAUCACAUAUAUUGUACUUAACCUAUUAGUUGCAAUUAUAAUGGAAAAUUUUUCCCUAUUUUAUUCCAACGAGGAGGACGCUUUACUUUCAUAUGCAGACAUUAGGAAUUUCCAACAUUCGUGGAACAUUGUUGACGACACACAAGCUGGAGUCAUUCAAGUAUAUAAGGUGAAGUUUUUGUUACGCCUAUUGAAGGGUAGAUUAGAAACCGAUCCACAAAAAGGAAAAAUGUUAUUGAAACACAUGUGCUAUGAACUAGAAAGGCUUCACAAUGGACAAGAAGUAACAUUUCAUGAUGUCUUAAAUAUGUUAUCAUAUCGCACAGUUGAUAUAACAAAAGCUUUACAACUUGAAGAGUUAGUGGCACGUGAAGAUUUUGAAGUCAAUAUUCAAGAAGAAGUUGCUAAACAAACCAUACGUAAUUGGCUGGAAGGGUGCUUACGAAAAAUGAGAGCAGCUAAUAGGCAACAAGGUAGUCUAUUAGCUGGCCUACGUGCAACAAAUGAAAUGAUGCUUAGGGAUUUUGAAGAGAAACAAGCUGCCAACAAUGAAAAAGAAAAUGAAGAAAAAGAUUUAAAAUGUGAUACAAAUCGUUCAAAGCUCAAAUCAACUUCAGGAAUUACUCGUUCAGAUAGUGUUGGCAGUGGAUCUGGACGCAAAUUUUUGACACCAACCUUAUCAGAUCCUUCAGAUAAAGAAAAAAAUCGUAAAGCCUCAUACAGGAACUUAAAACCAUUAAAUAUGUCUAAUCUAAAUGUCUCGACUUCUUCAAGGGAUCAAAGAUCCAGUACCCCCAAAGUUAUAAAUGCAGUGAAGGAAAUACACGAAUGGUGGUUAGAUCAAUUAGACCAUUACUCAGAUAUAUCAUCUAGUGAUGAUGAUAAUUAUUAA